Molecule: messenger RNA, 6873 nt
Organism: Amblyraja radiata (thorny skate)
Lineage: Eukaryota; Metazoa; Chordata; Chondrichthyes; Rajiformes; Rajidae
Product: regulating synaptic membrane exocytosis protein 1-like
Exons: 31
Coding region: 55-4809 (1584 amino acids)
Biological process (GO): regulation of membrane potential; calcium ion-regulated exocytosis of neurotransmitter; regulation of synaptic plasticity
Cellular component (GO): presynaptic membrane; cytoskeleton of presynaptic active zone
Molecular function (GO): transmembrane transporter binding; small GTPase binding
Source: RefSeq, a predicted model, not a curated record
GCUGCUGGCGGCGGCCGUGGCUUGUGCUAAGCGGCCGGUCGGCCGGUCGCGGAGAUGUCGGCCUCGCUGGGCCCCCGCGCCCCCGCUGCCUCUGCCGCCUCUGCCGCCACCGUGCCCGCCGUGCCCGACCUGAGCCAUCUGACUGAGGAGGAGCGGAGCAUCAUCAUGGCCGUGCUGGACCGGCAGCGUGAGGAGGAGCGCAAGGAGGAGGCGAUGCUCAACUUACCCCAAUGGAAUGAAUUGCCAACAAGACCAUCGAAGAGACUCAGCAAGAUGUAUUCUUCUCCCGAUCUGGACCAACGUCUGCAUCAGCAAUUUGAGAGCUAUAAAGAGCAGAUAAGGAAGAUUGGUGAUGAAGCCCGGCGUUAUCAGGGGGAACACAAGGAUGAUGCUCCAACAUGUGGGAUCUGCCUCAAAACCAAGUUUGCCGAUGGCUGCGGCCACAUCUGCUCUUAUUGCCAGACUAAGUUUUGUGCCCGGUGUGGAGGUCGGGUUACUCUUCGCUCAAAUAAUGAGGACAAAGUGGUAAUGUGGGUAUGCAAUUUAUGCCGUAAGCAACAGGAAAUUCUUACAAAAUCAGAAGCGUGGUUCAUUGGAAGUGGAACACCACAGACGUCAAAUCAGGAUGGAACCUUGAGUGACACAGCUACUGGUGGUGGUUCUGAUGCUCCAAGAGAAAAGAAAGCAAGACUGCAAGAGCGCUCACAUUCCCAGACUCCUUUAAGUACAGUAGUACCGACACAAGACGCUACUCUGCCUGACAAGACUCGAGUGUCUGAACUUGCUCGGCAAGAGAUGGGUUUUGAACAGAAACAGUCUGCAUUAAGAUCUCGGAGCGAACCCCCGAGAGAGAGGAGGAAGAAUUCUUCAUUUUCAGAACAGAAUGGAAAAGUGCAGAAAGGUGAACGGAAACGCACCCCAAAGACAUCCCCUCGGCAGGUUGACAGGCCAGCCGAAGAAAGAGAACAUAAAGAGCGGCGAGAGAGCCGGCGGCUGGAGAAAGGCCGAUCACAGGACUAUCAGGACAUGGGUGAAAAAUUAGAAGGGGAGAAGCUGGAAGAUAGGAACAUGGAAUGGAAUGGAGAGGAGUAUCAGAACCGAUACAAGAGUGAUCCCAAUCUAGCACGGUAUCCUGCUAAAUCCCUACCCGAGGAGCAACAGAUGCGCAUGCAUGCUAAAGUGUCAAGAGCACGACAUGAAAGGAGACACAGUGAUGCAUCCCUUCCAAAUACACCGGUUGAAGAGGGCCAGGGAACAGAGCACAGAUUACCAAGGAGGACACAGCAACAGGAAGAGCAGCUUUCCCCUACUGAAGCGCAGAAGUCCUACCCCAGUGAAAGGAAUGCAGAUGUACAGCUUUCAGCUUCUCGACAGCAGCAUCUGAGCAAUCACAGCCCACCAACACAGGGAAGGAGCACUGCUUCGACUGAGCACCUGGAUGCAAAGGACCAAGACUCCUACAGAAAGCAGUCUCACCUGGAUCCCAGCUCUGCUGUGGCUCGAACUAAGCGGGAAAAAAGUGAAACCAUGCUGAGAAAUGAUUCUCUUAGUUCUGACCAAUCAGAAUCUGUCAGGCCACCUCCACCAAAACCACAUAGAAUGAAGAAAGUUGGUAAAAAAAGACAAAUAUCAGUAAGCAGCUCUGAGGAGGAGGGAGCAUCAACACCAGAAUACACCAGUUGUGAAGAUGUGGAAAUAGAAAGCGAAAGUGUCAGUGAGAAAGGUGAUCUAGAUUACUAUUGGUUGGAUCCCGUUACGUGGCAUGGCAGCGAGACCUCGCCAAUCAGCUCGCAUCCCGUUACGUGGCAACCGUCCAAAGAAGGAGAUCGUCUCAUAGGACGUAUAAUUUUGAACAAGAGAACAAGUAUGCCUAAAGAAUCUGGAGCUUUACUUGGGUUAAAAGUGGUUGGAGGAAAGUUAACAGAAACUGGAAGACUUGGGGCCUUCAUCACCAAAGUGAAAAAAGGCAGCUUAGCUGAUGUUGUGGGCCACUUGAGAGCUGGUGACGAGGUCCUUGAAUGGAAUGGGAAACCUUUACCGGGAGCUACAAAUGAAGAAGUUUACAAUAUCAUUUUGGAAUCUAAAUCAGAACUUCAGGUUGAAAUAGUUGUUUCAAGGCCAAUAGGUGACAUACCUAGAAUUCCGGAGAGCUCCCACCCCCCUUUGGAGUCCAGUUCGAGUUCCUUUGAGUCGCAGAAGAUGGAACGGCCCUGUAUUUCAGUCAUUUCUCCAACCAGCCCAGGAGCUUUGAAAGAUGCCCCUCAGAUCUUACCUGGACAGCUCUCAGUGAAACUCUGGUAUGAUAAAGUAGGCCACCAGUUGAUAGUGAAUGUGUUACAAGCCAUGGAGCUUCCUUCUCGAGGGGAUGGUCGGCCCAGGAAUCCUUAUGUAAAAAUGUACUUCCUUCCAGAUCGAAGUGACAAAAGUAAGAGGAGGACCAAAACAGUCAAGAGAAGCUUAGAGCCAAAAUGGAACCAAACGUUUAUCUAUUCUCACGUUCACCGAAGAGACUUUAGAGAACGGAUGUUAGAGAUCACGUUGUGGGAUCAGCCUCGAGUGCACGAAGAAGAAAGUGGAUUCCUUGGAGAGAUCCUUAUAGAGCUGGAGACGGCAUUGCUGGAUGAUGAACCACACUGGUAUAAACUUCAGACGCAUGACGUAUCUUCACUACCACUGCCCCAACCAUCGCCCUACAUGCCACGGCGGCAUGUCCAUGGGGAUAGUCCUAGUAAAAGACUACAAAGAUCUCAGCGAAUCAGUGAUAGUGACAUCUCAGAUUAUGAUGUUGAUGAUGGUAUUGGAGUGGUCACAGCAGAUUAUAGGGUUAGCAGUAGAGAAAGUAGAGCAAGCACACUAACAGUGCCAGAUCAACAGCGAAGCCCGCAUCAUCGUUCACGCUCUGUCUCUCCUCACCGUGGUGAUGACCAGGGCAGGACCCGGUCACGUUUACCCAGUGUCCCACUACAGAGGAGUCUAGACGAAAUCCAUCAGAGUCGGCGAUCUCGUUCUCCCACCCAAUACCAAGCUGUCUCACGCAGUCCUGUCGAGCACAGGCCCAGGGACAUAGACAAUCAUUACCCAUAUGAAAGAGACAGUGAGCUCCUUAUGCUGCCCAGAGCAAAACGAGGAAGGAGUGCAGAAUGCCUGCAUACUGCCAGUGAAAUACAGCACUCUCUUGACAGGGCUAGGAGUGCUAGUACCAACUGUUUGAGACCCGAUACUAGUUUACAGUCACCAGAACAAGACAGGUGGUUUCACUCCCUAGAUAGGAAACGACCUCCUAGUCCCAGGAUUCACAUCCAGCAUGCCUCUCCAGAGGAUGACAGAGUGUACCAACAAGGAAGCCUGGUGCAAUCACCGUCAACGACAGCACCACUGUACGGGCGGAGGGGAAGGCAGCUCCCACAGGUCCCUGUCAAAAGCACGAGUGUGGAGCAAGGAAGCCGAAUAGUGGAAGAGCGAUCGAAGUCUAUAAAGGCAAAAGUGUACGCGAGCAAACAGCCGGCGGGCAUGGUGGCCAGCUUGGAACAGGAGCGGGAGUUGUACACAAAGCAUCUUUCGUAUAAUGAACAAAACAGAAGCAUUGAUAAUGUUUCGGUCAAGUCGUCAGACAGCGAUGCCAGUGAUGUAUCAGCCAUCUCUCGAACCAGCAGUGCCUCUCGUCUCAGCAGUACAAGCUACAUGUCAGUACAAUCCGAGCGCCCAAGGGGCAGUCGGAAGAUUAGAUCGAAAUCCUUAGAAAACAGCAGGGAUGUGACAAAUAAAAAGGAGAGGAGGAUAUCGUGGGUGUUAGUAGACCAGGGAGAGAAAAGAAACUCUGAAAAGAAGCCAGGAAAAGAAGAUCUGAAAAAGAGACGGCAUUCGGCUUCUGGUGACUUGAGCAGGCAGAUGGGGACCUCGGGGAGAAAUAUUAUGAAGAGCACAAGUGUAAGUGAGGAGAUGUAUAGUCUGGACAAUAACGACGGCAGUCAGUCGGACACUGCUGUGGGGACAGUAGGAACAGGGGGCAAGAAAAGAAGAUCGAGUUUGGGUGCAAAAAUGGUGGCCAUUGUCGGCUUGACGAGGAGGAGCAGGAGCACAUCACAGCUCAGCCAGACUGAGGCUAGAGUGAAGAAGUCCAGAAACACCAUCCAGAGAAGCACAGAGACUGGCAUGGCAGUGGAAAUGCGACGCAUGACGCGACAGGCCAGCCGGGAGUCUACAGAUGGUAGCAUGAACAGCUACAGUUCAGAAGGAAAUUUAUUUCCUGGGAUGAGAUUAGGUGCCGACAGUCAAUUCAGCGACUUCCUUGAUGGGCUGGGACCUGCGCAACUUGUUGGAAGGCAAACAUUAGCAACGCCAGCCAUGGGUGACAUUCAAAUUGGGAUGCUGGACCGGAAGGGGCAGUUGGAGGUUGAAGUCAUUCGAGCACGAGGCCUCAUUCAAAAACUAGGCUCUAAGUCGCUCCCUGCUCCUUAUGUCAAAGUGUACCUGCUGGAGAAUGGUGUUUGCAUUGCCAAAAAGAAAACAAAAAUUGCACGGAAAACACUCGAUCCACUCUAUCAACAGUCUUUGCCAUUUGAAGAAAGCCCACAGGGUAAAGUCUUACAGGUGAUAGUAUGGGGAGAUUAUGGCCGAAUGGACCACAAGUGUUUUAUGGGCGUGGCACAGAUCCUACUGGAAGAGCUUGACCUUUCCAGCAUGGUCAUUGGCUGGUACAAACUGUUCCCAACAUCUUCACUGGUGGACCCCACCUUGACACCACUGACUCGUAGAGCUUCCCAGUCAUCUCUUGAGAGUUCAACUGGAUCUCCCUGUAUAAGGUCGUAAUGAUUUCCAAAUAAAUCAACAAACAGGCAGAAAUCAGACGCUGACCACAAAUAUGAUCAAAUUGCUGCUGGAGCCAGACAAUCACCUUUGUUUUGCCAACGGCACUGUUUCAAACAACAAUAGGGCUUCAUCAAUCCUAAAAAUGACAUACAUAUGUGAAUGUAUUUCUGUAUGUAUGCUGGCAUGAACUGGCACACGCGCACUGCAUUAAAUCUGAAUGGAAAAUGGUGAUCAGUGAGAUUCACUGACUAUAUGUAAGAGGCUAAGUGAAGGAGACCAGUACUCUGACCUAAAAAAAAAAAGAGCUUUAGCCACAUACUGGAAAGUAUCAAACUCGGAUUAAAAAUUUGAAUUGUUCAUUAACAUUUCUAUAGAAAUGACAAACAGUGUUACCUUUCUGCUCUUACAUUUUGUUUCCUUGCACACACUUCUUCCACUGCUGUCUGCUCACUGAAGCCUCACUAAAUGCUGGUGUUUGUUUUCUCUGCUGGUGGCAGAGUCCAUGCCCGUGACUCGAGGCCAGCGGUAUAUUUCUGAGAGCAAUACGAAUGGUAUUCAACAAUUACAGACUUUAUGCAGAUAAUGUCAGUGUGUGCAUAUCAUUGGCUCCCAAUCAAAAACAUAACAUUGAUUGCAAUUUAGCGACAGAGAGGAUUUCAGAUUCAGAACUGAUUCAGAUUCUGAUUCAGAACUCGUUAUAUUUCUAAACAGAAGACUUUGAAGUGUUGUUUGUCAUUUGCCAUAUAAUUGCCAUUGCUUCUCUCUUUGUAAAACAGGCACAUGUUUGCAUUUUGAAUUAAUAAUUUUUAUGUUUUCUGAUGUUUUGCAUGAAAACAAUGUUUUGAAACUGCUGUCAGUGCUGGGGACUGUGAAAAGCAACUUUAGUUGUGGUAUUCUGCAGAGAUUGUGGCACUAAACUGUUCCUUGUAAUGCAGUUCUCUUCCAAUAAUUACAGUUGAGAUAAAUGCUGUAUAAAAUUGUACAUUUGACUGCCUAAAGUGUUGGCCAAUAAUGGACGGAGCAUAAGCUGUUUGAGCUGUACCUGAGACUUUUCCUGGAUGUUUGUGUCAAUUGGCAAUCUGAGCUGAUCUGACAGAGCAUGAAGAUUGCUGGACGUUCUGGUUGAAAACACGUUAAUAAUUUUAUAUCUGAUUUUAGCUAACUUUAUUUCAGGAUUACUGCAAGAACAAUUAUUUUUAACAGUGAAAUGCAUUACUUUUUGAAAGAAAGGCAAACUUUUGAUUGCUUUUUUUAAAAAAAAAAAAGUUUUUUUUUCUGAGUCCCAUAGUACGUGAAGCCCCAUGUGUACGUUACAUCCAUGAGGUGCAGUGAUUCUUCCUCCUCCUGCUCCCGAGGCCACUUUGAGUUUCUGAUCACUGAUGUGGAGCGGCAUGACCCUGGGCCAGUUCACCUGCUGCAUGCACGUUUUGUAGGGGAGGGUGGGGAGGGUGGUGGGGACAGAACACAGGAGUUUGUAUGUGUGUUAGUUCCACAUAGGCCAGCUUGUAAGUUGCAUGUACUUGUACAGUUUGCUUGUUAAUUAAUAUAUGGAGAUUACAAAAAAGAAAUCAAAGCCAUUUGUUUCUGCUAUAGACUUAUUGCUGAUUUUAACAAGCCUCAGGUUUGGCAGUGGAUGUCCACUGAAAGAUUUUUUUGUACCCUAUCUGGCAAAUAAUUGCUGAUGCAGUGCAGAAAAGCACCUUAUUGGCCUUGACGUGGACUCUUACUGUGGGGUUUUAGCAGCCUUGUGUAUACUCAGUUUUGAAUUCAAGGUAUUUUGCCUGCACGGAGUGAAUUGUCUCAUUUAAAUUGGCCAGCACUUUGUUUGUGUUCCCAUAAUGUAGAAUAAGACUGAUUGCUGCUCGACCUGCUGAGCAGGAAGAAUUAAAACACUGGUUUGCUACACCUUUAGGUUGUAUUCGAUUUGUUGUGGCCAAAUUCAGCUGGUUGGGUGGUAUCUUUCUAAUGGCAACAGUUGUCUAAACACUCCCCUGUGCUUUUAAAUGAACCUCAGACAUAUGUUAUGUAAACAACAUGUUUAAUAAAAGUUACUUUUCAUGUCAA